AAUCGUUACAAAAGGGCAAUGUCGGAGAGGAACGGAGCCACCGGAAAAAUGUAAAAAUACUCGUAACUGAAACGAGCAACCAACAGGCGCAACAAUUUGAGAUUCGAUCGACCCGCCCGCCGGUGUGCUGUGCAGUGACAUGUACAACCUUCGACCUCUGAUUAUUGAUCUCAUACUCGCACAUCUUGUUUAUGUUCUUCAGUUGUCUCCUCCCAUCUUGGCCAUCAGGAAGGAUGUGAGUCUUCAACUGAAGCAUUAUUGUAGAACCACUGUACAAGGAAGAUUCUUUCUUGCUGAUGAUAAUGGUUAUGUGUGCGAUGCUUUCUCAGUUGACCCACUGUAUCGUUGUUGCCCAGAUAAAGGAAAUCGAUUCUCUUGUCAGGGAUGCAAUCUUGUUUCUCAGUGUUGCAACUCAUAUGAGUUCUGUGUUUCAUGCUGCUUGAAUCCAACUAUGACUCCCAAAGAACAGGCACUGAAGGUUAAAAUAGCAAAGCCUGCAACAGCUGGAACCUAUGGAAGUAUUUUUGAUUUUUGUGCUGGCAGGUGUCGCCAUAAUUCUGAGAGUGUGGUUCACGAAAAUGCCUAUCUAAGUGAAUUUCAUCAUUGUUUUUCCAUACCAUCUAACACUUCAGGGUCUUCAAGUUCUCUGCUGGAAGCAAGGUUGGCUGGCAUCAAUGUCACUGUUGGACGACAAGGGGAAUCGUGUGACUCAGUUUGCAAGUCAAAUGGGCAGUCUUGUGUUCCCAACAAGCUUCAACUGCUUAAUCAGUGUGAAAUACUUCAAAAAUAUAUGAGCUGCAAAGGGGGGUGCUUGGCUAGUACCGGAUCUGACCAACCUGCUGAAGUUGUUGAUGAUGCCCCUAAACAUCUGAACCCCGGUGCGUGCUUGUAUACGAAAACACAAUCUACACUCUCUUGUGAUGGUUCGCACAGGCAUACGACAAGACUUUGCCCUUGCGCAUAAAGAUGGCAAACAAAUAAGCCUGCAUUGUCUUUGCCCCUCCAAUGCUAACACCUCUUUAAAUUAUCCAUAAGAUUAAUGGUUAUAUUGUCAAGAUUGUGCAAACCUGAAUUUCCUUUGUAAGUGUAAGCUAAGGUAAUGGAAUGUCAUUGCGUCAUUUAGAUUAGGCACAUUAAUGUAGUCUCUUGACAAACGCGUCAUUGAUUAUUGAUUUGUUUGGUUGUGGUUUGAAAUUGAUUUGAAAUGAAAUAUUUAUUUGAGUUUUUGUUUAAA
Molecule: messenger RNA, 1234 nt
Organism: Andrographis paniculata
Lineage: Eukaryota; Viridiplantae; Streptophyta; Magnoliopsida; Lamiales; Acanthaceae
Exons: 11
Coding region: 140-964 (274 amino acids)
Biological process (GO): positive regulation of SREBP signaling pathway; protein N-linked glycosylation
Molecular function (GO): alpha-1,6-mannosylglycoprotein 6-beta-N-acetylglucosaminyltransferase activity
Source: RefSeq, a predicted model, not a curated record